GAGAAUAAUUUUAUUUUAUUUUAGAAAACUCCUUCAAAAGUUAUCAUACAAUCUUUAAUUUUUUUAUUUAUGCAAAGGGAUUUCAUAUUAUUUUGUUUGUUCACGUAACAUUUUCAAAUUUUUAAUUAUGAAUUUAGCAGCAUUAACGAAAGCUAGUAAUACAUUGUUGAGAUCGUCUACUCGAGUACCCCUACGAGUGGUGGCACGUACAAAUUAUGUAAAUGUGAAUAGGGAUGCAGAAUUUGAAAAUUUGAGUUGGGGAGCCAUGACUGAUCAAGCUAUUUCUUAUGCGUUUCUUACAGAAAUUUAUAGAGGUGCUGCUGUGUCAUUGGCUCAUUUCUUCAAAGAGCCAGCAACUAUAAAUUAUCCAUUCGAGAAAGGCCCUUUGUCACCACGUUUCCGUGGAGAACAUGCUCUUAGACGUUAUCCAUCUGGUGAAGAAAGAUGUAUUGCGUGUAAACUGUGCGAAGCUAUUUGUCCAGCUCAAGCAAUUACUAUUGAAGCUGAAGAAAGAGCUGAUGGUAGUCGUCGUACUACACGUUAUGAUAUUGAUAUGACUAAAUGUAUCUAUUGUGGUUUUUGCCAAGAAGCAUGUCCAGUAGAUGCUAUUGUUGAAGGUCCAAAUUUUGAAUACUCAACUGAAACUCAUGAAGAACUCUUGUAUAAUAAAGAGAAGUUAUUAAAUAAUGGUGAUAAAUGGGAAUCAGAAAUUGCUGCAAAUAUACAUGCUGAUCAUCUUUAUCGUUAAUAUUAUUAAUGAACAUAGCAAUUAUAAGUGUUUUAGAAUUUUUUUUUUUUUUUUUCAUGAAACAGAUGUUUAAUAAAAACAAUACUUGCUAAUAUAUUAGAUUCUGACUAUAUGCAAUAUAUAUUGUACAUGGUU
Molecule: messenger RNA, 883 nt
Organism: Sipha flava (yellow sugarcane aphid)
Lineage: Eukaryota; Metazoa; Arthropoda; Insecta; Hemiptera; Aphididae
Gene: ND-23
Product: NADH-ubiquinone oxidoreductase subunit 8
Exons: 5
Coding region: 128-748 (206 amino acids)
Biological process (GO): mitochondrial respiratory chain complex I assembly; mitochondrial electron transport, NADH to ubiquinone
Cellular component (GO): membrane
Molecular function (GO): 4 iron, 4 sulfur cluster binding; NADH dehydrogenase activity
Source: RefSeq, a predicted model, not a curated record